CGGGGAACGUGGAGCUGGACUGCUCGCUGCGGGCAGCUUCUCUGGCCCAGGUGAGCUCCGAUGGUGUUCCCAGGGAAAGGUUUCAACUUUUGGGGUUGCUGACAAAGCUCCCUCCUCCUGACCGCGUACUCUGACGCGGAGCCGUCAAAGCCAGUCCCGAUCUGCUGGGGACCGCACGCCAGGCUGCUUUGGGCUCGCUGUGGCUGGGUGGCCCAGCAGCAGUCAGGAAGCUAAAAAUAGCCCUCCGCGGGAGACGUGGGAAGGAAGAAAAGAGCCCGCGGGUGGCUGGUGAGAUGUCCCAGCUCGGGACAAUGGGCGCCAGGCUGGGACCGGACCUGGAAUUCCGGGUGGGCUAGGCAGGGGCGCGCAAAGAGGGCACGGCAUCCUGGCUUCGAGCAACGUGGAUAGGUCUGCGGGUAGCUCGCGGGGCUUCCAGGCGCAGUCUAGGUUCGUCCCAGAGCGCAAAACCGCAUGCGCCCGGUGCCCACUCAAACUUCGGGCACCCAGACGAGUACGCGCGGGGCUUGCAUCUCGCCUCUGGGGCGAGCUCACCUUCGCGCGCCGUUGGACGCUGUGUCCACGCCUCUCCUAGUGCUCCUCCAGUCCCUCGGCGGCGCCACUAACUAUGAGCGGCGGGAGCGCGCAUCCGCUUCCCAGGAUUCGGCCGAGAACCUGAGGGUGGCCAAGCGGUGGGCUCGGGAGAGCUGGGGGCGGUGCGGUGGCGCCCCGAGCCGGGGCCGGGAUCCACACGGAGCUUGAGUUCCACCUCCGCUAGCUGGGGCAACGCGGGGCGUGGUUUGGCAGGCGCCCAAACAGAGAGCCCUCCCCGCUCCGUGGCGCCGCGCGAUGAAGUUCAGCGAAAAGUUUGAGGCCAGAGGCAGCGAAACCCGGGAGUCUGUGCCAGCCCGGCGCUUCAGUUGUCACUCAGUUGCGGGGCUGAGCCCUGAACAAGCUUCGUUCCGCCCCAGGCCACUAUAGGGCACGGCAUUGUCGCCUCCCCAGCAAACCAGACCGACUGGGUAGGGCCGCCCGCCCUGCCCUCCCGUGGCUGGUAGCUCCUGGGCGGCCCGCCCUCGAGAGGCCCCGGGGAACUGGGCCACGCACCGCGAGACCCUGUGCCCACUCGCGCUCCGGCAAGGCAGGCGGUAGCUGUCGGCUCAGCUCGGGCUCGGCUCUCUCGCGACAAGGGCUGCUCGCACGAACGCAGCGCGCAUCGCGGCGGAGCAGGGCUCUUGGAGGCGUGCCACGGCCCCAGCUUCUCUGAAACUCGGGGCAGGGGACGCGGUGACCCGGCUGAGACUGGGAUCCUCGCUCAGCACUUCGUGCCUCGCGAUGUCUGCUCAAGUUCUGGGAUUUUUGCGCAACUGGACUCCCCUCUCCCUGGCAGCCCCACAGGAUCUGGCCGCUGCAGGGAAUGACGCGGUUACCCCCACAGCCCCGGCUCCGGGCGGGGAGGGCGAGCCCCACAGCCAACACCGCGACGCCCUCCUGGGCAGCACCGAUAAGGAGCUGAAAGCACGAGCCGCGGUCACCGGGGGCAGCGCCGCAACAGCGCCAGGGACCCCCUGGCAGCUGGAGCCGCCGGACGAGGCUAUGGAUCCAGUGGGAGGCCCCGGGGGCCUGCUCCCCCGGCCUUGCCGUGUGCUGGUGCUGCUGAACCCGCGCGGCGGCAAGGGCAAGGCCCUGCAGCUCUUCCAGAGCCUCGUGCAGCCCCUUCUGGCCGAGGCCGAAGUCUCCUUCACGCUGAUGCUCACUGAGAGGAGGAACCACGCGCGGGAACUGGUGCGGGCGGAGGAGCUGGGCCGCUGGGAUGCUCUGGUGGUCAUGUCUGGGGAUGGGCUGAUGCAUGAGGUGGUGAAUGGACUCAUGGAGCGGCCGGACUGGGAGACCGCCAUCCAGAAACCCUUGUGUAGCCUCCCAGCAGGGUCUGGCAAUGCUCUGGCAGCUUCCUUGAACCACUAUGCUGGCUAUGAGCAGGUGACUAAUGAGGACCUCCUGACCAACUGCACGCAGCUGCUGUGCCAGCGGCUCCUGUCGCCUAUGAACCUGCUGUCCUUGCACACCGCCUCGGGCCUGCGCCUCUUCUCUGUGCUCAGCCUGGCCUGGGGCUUCAUUGCUGACGUGGACCUGGAAAGUGAGAAGUAUCGGCGCUUAGGGGAGAUGCGCUUCACUCUGGGGACCUUCCUGCGCCUGGCAGCCCUGCGCACCUACCGAGGGCAACUGGCCUACCUCCCCGCAGGAAGCGCCGUCUCUAAGAUGCCCAGCUCCCCUGCUCCAAUGCAGCAGGGCCCUGUGGACGCACACCUUGUUCCUCUGGAGGAGCCAGUGCCCUCUCACUGGACAGUUGUACCCCACCAGGACUUUGUGCUGGUGCUGGCGCUGCUGCACACCCACCUGGGCAGUGAGAUGUUUGCUGCGCCCAUGGGCCGCUGUGCAGCUGGUGUUAUGCAUCUGUUCUACGUGCGGGCAGGCGUGUCCAGGGCCAUGCUGCUGCGCCUCUUCCUGGCCAUGGAGAAGGGCAAGCACAUGGAGUAUGACUGCCCCUACUUGGUGCAUGUGCCUGUGAUUGCCUUCCGCCUGGAGCCUAAGGAUGGGAGGGGUGUGUUUGCUGUGGAUGGGGAGUUGAUGGUCAGUGAGGCUGUGCAGGGCCAAGUGCACCCAGACUACUUCUGGAUGGUCAGUGGUGGCUGCAGGGGUCCCCCACCUAGCCAGGAAUCCCAGCAGAUGCCACCUCCAGGGGAGCCUUUAUGACCCAUGGGCCUGCUGUGCCUUUGUCUACUGUGUGUGGGCUGAGCUUGGGACCCUGUCCUUCCCCCAGGGCAGGAGGACCUGUCCACAGCUUUUGGAGUUGAUGGGGCCUCCUCUGGAAAAGGGUAGGAAGGUGGUAGAGGUUAAGCUUCGGGAGUUCGGGUUCUACCCACCAGAGGUCAGAACAAGGCCAGGGGCAGGAGCCCUGCUGGCUGGGCCAGUUGUCUGUGGAAAGUACUUCUGUCUGGAAGCUGUCCCAUGAAUUAAACUCCAAUAAAAGUGACAUU
Sciurus carolinensis (gray squirrel) is the source of this 3035-nucleotide messenger RNA. It is a transcript of the gene Sphk1, whose product is annotated as sphingosine kinase 1. The coding region runs from base 1333 to 2751 and encodes 472 amino acids. The transcript has 6 exons. The record is from RefSeq and is a predicted model, not a curated record. Gene Ontology annotation, cellular component: membrane; cytoplasm; intracellular membrane-bounded organelle. Lineage: Eukaryota; Metazoa; Chordata; Mammalia; Rodentia; Sciuridae. Gene Ontology annotation, biological process: cellular response to growth factor stimulus; sphingosine biosynthetic process; negative regulation of apoptotic process.